UGCACGUGUCGUGGAUUUCCAUGAAAAUGGCACCAUCAGAGAACGACAGCCACAGCUCGACGCCGCGGUCCUUUACCGGCCAAACUGCCUCGGCCGAGGAGUUGCUGAAGUCGCAGACAGUUGGUCUGGUUCAUCUUUCCGACUUUCGCAAACGUCGCGCAGAAGUGCUAGAGCAGAAAGAACGAGAAGCACAUGAUAAAUCCCUGGGGAGGUUUGCAUCCGGUGACUCGAGGGGCGCAACACCUUCGGCAAGCGAUGCGACUGAUGGAAAUUCGACGCCACAGAGCGAAGGCCCUCCCAAGAAGAAGAAAAAGAAGAAGCCGCUAGCGAAGAGCAAACUUUCGUUUGGAGACGACGAAGAGGAGGAGAACACUGGGAACGAUUCCGCUGCCACGCCGGGCGAGUCGCGGAUCGGCCGAUCAGCUUCCAAGACGCCCGUUGACGAUGGUUCCCUGCCGUCGUCUCGUCGGAUUACGCCGAACCCCAAUGCACCACCUCCGCCGAAAGCAAUGACCAAGGCGACCAUCAAGGCAGAGGCAGAGGCACGAGAUGCUCUGCGCAAGGAAUUUCUGACGAUGCAGGAGGCCGUCAAGAACACCGAGAUCCUGAUCCCGUUUAUCUUCUAUGACGGAACAAACAUACCAGCGGGCAGCGUCAAGGUCAAGAAGGGGGAUCCUGUCUGGUUGUUCCUCGACCGAUGUCGUAAGGUCGGAGCAGAGCUAGGAGUAGGAGGGAACAGCGGCGCCACCAAGGGACGCAAAGACAACCGCCGUGAAUGGGCGCGAGUCAGUGUCGACGACUUGAUACUAGUCAAAGGAGAAAUCAUUGUCCCUCAUCAUUACGAAUUAUACUAUUUCAUCGCCAACCGCGUGUCCAAUUUCACCCGUGGCGGCGGGUUGCUAUUCGAUUACUCCGACAAGCCCCCUCCAGCCAGCUCUAGUGAUAAUCCUUUGUCGAAACCGAACGGCGAAGAACUUGAAGGGGCCGCCAAAGAUCCCGCCUUGACCAAGGUAGUUGAUCGGCGGUGGUAUGAGCGAAACAAGCACAUCUUUCCGGCCAGUCUAUGGAGGGAAUACGAACCCGGACCGGAAUUCGAGGAAAAGAUGCGUACGACAAAGCGUGACGCAUCUGGGAAUACCUUCUUCUUUUGAUGAUAUUAGAAUACGAAAAUACAGGGCUCAUGAGCUCUAUGAUUUGUGUAUAUUAAUGCAACGAUGAAUCUGAUGGUUCCCGGCAGGCCGUGGGAACC
Molecule: messenger RNA, 1249 nt
Organism: Aspergillus steynii IBT 23096
Lineage: Eukaryota; Fungi; Ascomycota; Eurotiomycetes; Eurotiales; Aspergillaceae
Product: FAM50/XAP5 family protein
Exons: 3
Coding region: 21-1151 (376 amino acids)
Biological process (GO): chromatin organization
Cellular component (GO): nucleus
Source: RefSeq, a predicted model, not a curated record